This is a messenger RNA of Leptonychotes weddellii (Weddell seal), 2355 nucleotides long. NCBI's taxonomy places the organism in Eukaryota, Metazoa, Chordata, Mammalia, Carnivora, Phocidae. The record is from RefSeq and is a predicted model, not a curated record.
AGAAAGUAAAACUUGUUGAAGGGCCAACUCCAUGUGGGCCCGUCUCAGACAAGAGUAUUCAGCCCACCAGAGGCAUUUGUGGUACCAAGGUCAAAGGCUCAGGAAGUCCCUGCACCCCGUCCCCCUGCCUGAUUCCUCCAAAUCAGAAAUACUUACUUAGCACCUACUAUGAGUUCAAAAGUCCUUGCCCUCAAUAAAUGUAUCAUUCUUGGUGGAAAAUGAGAUCUACCCACAAGGAAAGCGAACAUAGAAGAGGUGAGUGCUGUCCCACGGAGUAGAAAUUAACUGCACAGCGGUGGCAUCAGGCCCUGCAGUCACUUCCAGGAGGAAGGAUCACCGUGACCCCCCGCAACACACCGAGUGCUGGUUCCUCUCACUGUCUGAGCUCUCGGUCUCUAGAGAGAGAGGCAGUCAGGUAUAGUAGAAAGAAUACAGGCUUUGGAGUCAGACAGAACCAGGUUGUAACCUAGCUUUGCAGUUUACUCUCUCUCGACUCCCUCCCUGAGGCCGCUGGUCUUCAGCAGGAAAGGGGGCAGGCGCCAUGCCUACCUUGAAGGGCUGCUGUGAGGAAUGAAUGACUGAAACAACAUAUAUAUCGAUAUACGUGAGGUGCCGAAUAGUACCUGUAUUGUUUUGUAUUCUUGUAGUGUUCUGGAAAUAGAACAAGUUUUACUUUAAGGCACGGGGUUCUGAGCUCUAAAGGGCAGAGGCGGUUGGGGCAUAGGGUUCAGAGGACACAGAUGGAAAAGGACAGCAGCUGUGCCAUGCGGAGCAUCCUGUGGGUGUCAAACCCGAUUUGAUGCUUAGAGUCCCCGAGACGGAGAAAAAAAGGCACUCUGCAGGAAGUUUAUAGUAAAAUGGAGAGUAUGGGACACGAGCAGGAGAAGUUACUUUAAAUCACAGAACAAUAAGAGAAAAGUUCCAAUCACUAUCAAAGGAAUAAGAAACAGUAAGAGAGUCAAAGGGCUCAGUCAGGAUGGAGGAGGAAAAUGGCCAGUUUGCCUCUGUCUUUCCGACAGACAGUCACUCCUGAACCACCUACUGAUGGCAGUUCCCCCCUUCACCCCCACCCUCUCCUUCCCUAGGCUUCCACCUCUACCUCGGAUGGGAUGCUGACUUUGGACCUGAUCCAGGAGGAAGACCCUUCCCCGGAGGAACCAGCCUCUUGCGCCGAGAACUUUCGCGUGGACCUGGACAAGUCUGUGGCCCACCUGGCCGGCAGCCGGCGGAGAGCAGACUCAGACCGCAUCCAGCCCUCCUCAGACCGAGCCAGCGGCCUCCCCCGGGCUUGGGAAAAGCCAGACAAAGGGGCCACCUACACGCCCCAGGCCCCCAAGAAGCUGAGCCCCGCAGAGAAAGGCCGCUGUGCCUCCUUGGAGGAGAUCCUGUCUCAGCGGGACGCUGCCCCGGCCUGCACCCUCCAGCUGCGGGCCGGGGACCCCCCAGGCCUCGUUCCACCCCACCCGGGGCAGCUGUCCCGGAUCCAGGACCUGGUCGCCAGGAAACUGGAGAAGACUCAGGAGCUGCUGACAGAGGUUCAGGGACUGGGAGAUGGGAAGCGAAAGGCCAAGGACCCCCCGGGGUCUCCUCCUGACUCUGAGUCAGAGCAGCGGCUGCUGGAGACAGAGCGGCUGCUGGGAGAGGCAUCGUCGAAUUGGAGCCAAGCAAAGAGGGUGCUGCAGGAAGUCAGGGAGCUGAGGGACCUGUAUAGACAGAUGGACCUGCAGAGCCCCGACUCCCACCUCAGACCAGCCACUCAGCACAGUCAGUACCGGAAGAGCCUGAUGUGAACGAGGGGGACAGCGGCUGGAACUUGGGGGGUGGGGUACACGGACUCUUAUCUCCAAGUGUUGCAGGAUAAAGCUUUUUUAUUUACCUCAGUCAAAAAAAGGAAAAAAAAAAAAACCCACAAACUCGUUGCUCUUGCUGCUGCCCAACCUUCCCCCCACCCCCGUUUCCUUCCUUAUCCGUGGCUGUUUCUCUGGCACCUCAGUUGCCUCAGAUUUGAGGAGAUGACCCCGACAGCAGUAUUAAGAAGCUCUCACCUAGACGAAGAGAGGGGGGAAUAAAGGCAUAGUCUGGCCAUUUACACACACCACCCCUCAGACACGGCAGGGAACGUUCUGCUGCUCCCAAGGACACGCAUAAGCCAAGUUUGCAGGGGAGGCUUUUUCGCUUCCAUCCCAUUCCAGGUUUUCAAUCUGAGGGUGAAAUUUCAGCUGUCCAGCUCUAGCCCUGGGGAUAUGGAAACCACUGCCAACUGCGCACACAGAAGUGACAUCUGUCCCUGCCCUGAGUAGGAUUUGUGGGAUCCCACCAGACACACCAGCUUCUUGCUCAUACCCUUUAAUGAGA